Molecule: messenger RNA, 2845 nt
Organism: Gasterosteus aculeatus aculeatus (three-spined stickleback)
Lineage: Eukaryota; Metazoa; Chordata; Actinopteri; Perciformes; Gasterosteidae
Molecular function (GO): protein binding
Source: RefSeq, a predicted model, not a curated record
CCUAAAAUGAAACACGGAUGGACGUAUUCGACUGAAACGAAACCAAGAGUUUGGCAACGUUCGGAGAGGAGAGACGCGUCUCUCGGUCGAUCGGAGCCAGAAGAGCCAGCAGGUCACAGGGAGAGAGCUCGGUCCGCCCUCAAACAGGUGAUUCAAAGACAUGAGCCACCAGGUGUGCCACUGCGGGUGGUCCAAAGUGACCACCUACCAGGGCCUGAGGACCCACCAGGGGAUGAUGGGAUGCACGCCGAAGGGAAAGGGAAUCCCCGAGAGCCAACAGUUCAUAUUCAACGGUUCCCUUCCUAAACCCGCCUACCCGGGGCCCCUCAUGGCCAAAGAGCCCCUGAUGAAUAUCAACACCCCCGCCUUCAAGUCCGAUGAGAAGUUACACAGCUCAGGGAGUCAACGGGACAUCUGGUGGAGUCUUUUAGCAGGAGUUCAUCAAGGGGACGGAGGAUCUUUUAACCGAAGCACUCCGGGCAAGACCGAGAGCGGCAGCGGCCGGCUCGGAGCGGCGGCCCUGGACGUCCUGGUGAAGGACGGGGCCCCUCCAACGACCACAGCUCAGGAACUAUUUGGACCAAAUGAGAAGCAGAAAGAGAAGGAGAGACAGACUCAACAACUACAAAAGGCGGGGCAACUCCAAGUGUGCCACUGCGGGUGGUCCGAAGUGACCACUUACCACGGCCUGAGGACCCACCAGGGGAAGAUGGGAUGCACGCCGAAGGGAAUGGGAAUCCCCGAGAGCCAACAGUUCAUAUUCAACGGUUCCCUUCCUAAACCCGCCAACCCGGGGCCCCUCAUGGCUGAUGAGCCCCUGAUGAAUAUCUUCACCCCCGCCUUCAAGUCCGAUGAGAAGUUACACAGCUCAGGGAGUCAACAGGACAUCUGGGGGGUUCAUCAAGGGGACGGAGGAUCUUUUAGCCGAACCACUCCGGUCAAGACCGAGAUCGGCAGCGCCCAGCUCGGAGCGGCGGCCCUGGACGCCCUGGUGAAGGAAACAAACGAAUGGGCGUUUCAGACUCCACCGCCCUGCGCCACGACGCACCAAGCCCCCGCCCGUCAAGCCCCCGCCCGUCAAGCCCCCGUCAGCGCCUGUAGAGCGCUUGAUUUCAACACCAGCGCGCAGCAGGUAACUGGGCAACUGUUCUGGGCCCCUCCAACGACCACAGCUCAGGAAACAUUUGGACCAAAUGAGAGACAGAAGGAGAGAGAGACUCAACAACUACAAAAGGUGAGGCAGGACAGGACGAGGGCUGAUUUACAGCACGACAUUCAGACGAGGGAACGGAAGAUGGCGGAAGUCAGAUCCUCGGUGAAGGCAUGCAAGGGCGGCCUGGACGCCGAGUGGCUGGAGAUCAACGACGUGUUCGCUGGGGUGAUGAGAGCCGUCGAGGGCGCCCGGCGAAAAGCCCUCGGACCCCUGGAGGAGAGGAGGAAGAAAGUGAAGAAGGAAGCAGAACUUCUGGUCCAGAGGCUGCAGAAGGAAAUUGACAAACUGAAGAUGACCAUUGACGAGCUGGAGACGGAUCCUGAGCUGAAGGUUUCAUCUCAAACAGGCCUGACGGACACUGACGCCGUUAACACCUCGUCCUCUUUCGGUUCACUGAGGACUACAACGUCCAACAUGAUGGAAGAAAUUCACCAGGAGCUGGAAAAACUCUCCUCCGUCGAACUCAAGAGGAUUUCCACAUUUGCAGUGGACGUGAAGCUGGAUCCCGCCACCGCCCACCCGGGUCUGCUGCUGUCCCCCGACGGGAAGUCGGCGAGAGACGGAGGAGACCACCAGAAGGUCCCCGACGGCCCCCAGAGGUUCGACGUGUUCGGCAGCGUCGUGGGGCUCGGCGCGCUGCCCCCCGGGAGGUCCUACUGGGAGGUGGAGGUCGGCGACAAGACGGGCUGGGACCUGGGCGUGGCGCGGCGCGACGCCAGGCGCAAGGGGAGGCUCUCGCUGGACCCGGCGAACGGCUACUGGGUCGCCGUGCACUUCGAGGGGGAAAAGUACGCGGCCAUGACGGCGCCGCCCGUCAGGCUCCCCCUGACGCGGAGGCCUCGCAGGGUGGGGGUGUUCGUGGACCGCGCGGAGGGCCUGGUGUCCUUCUACGACGCGGCGGCCAAGUCUCACAUGUACUCGUUCGUGGGGUGUGCGUUCGGCGGUGAGGUUUUGCCGUAUUUCAGUCCGCACCUCAGACAAAACGGGGAGAACUCUCGGCCACUGAGCCUCCCGGCUGUGGCGGUAGUUGCGUGAAGCGGGCGUGUCGUGCACUGCUGGUUGUGACGCAACCCGGGCGCAUGAUUGGUGCUCGGCGGCAUUUUACCAUAAAAAGGGGUCCAAAUUUUAUCUUCUUCUUAAACGGGGCAAUUUUCACUCAUGCAUUAAUGGAGACUUGAUUAGUUGGGUUUUUCUUUUAAUUUUGCUUCAUGUGCUUUAUUUCACUUAGAAGAUUUCUGUCAUUUUGCAUAAACAUGUAUAUUACAUUAUUAUAUUUAUAUUAUAUUUUAUACCAAAGGUUGAAUGUAAAAUUCCAGCACUGAAAAUGUUAUAAAAGCAGUACUCACUGGAGAAACUUAAACUUAUUAGUGUAUUAUUAUCAUUACUAUUAUUAUUGUGUAUUAAAGCAAAAUUAGGAUUUUACUGCUGCGGUUGGUUGAGGUGAAGAUAAUUUAUUUAUUAUUUACUAUCAAAGUGCAGCUGAUGAUUAUUUCCAUUAUGGUGUAAAUCACUCAUUAUUCUCUCGUUCCUCCUGCUUCUUCUCUGUUUCUCUGUAUCAAGAUCAUCUGUUAAACCAUUUGUCUCAUCAUGUUUCUGUUAUUAAUAUUAAAGGACUUCUGCUUUGGUCUUUAA